Molecule: messenger RNA, 3576 nt
Organism: Colletotrichum higginsianum IMI 349063
Lineage: Eukaryota; Fungi; Ascomycota; Sordariomycetes; Glomerellales; Glomerellaceae
Product: Histone deacetylase
Exons: 2
Coding region: 1-3576 (1191 amino acids)
Cellular component (GO): nucleus
Molecular function (GO): histone deacetylase activity
Source: RefSeq, a predicted model, not a curated record
AUGGCCUCUCCAUUCGACAGAGCGCCAUCGCGGCGCCAGUCGAUGUUGAACACGCCCAACGAUGGCGAUAGGGACCUGGCGCAUUCGCUCAAGCAGCUGUCUCUUUCAAUCUCACCUACUAGCAACUCGCCUCGCACCCCGAGCGCCCUCUCGCCGUUGAGACCGGCUGUGAAUCGGACCUCUCCAGCCCCGAGUCCUCGAGUCCCGUCCCGCAGUCCUUCCUUUGCGAGGGAGCUCUCCCGAUCCCGAUCCUCGACCCCGACGCUCCAGCGGUCUUCAACGCCAACACUCCAGCGCAAGACGUCCACGAGCUCAUUGCACUCAGUGGGAGGCUCCUCGAGCAGGGCGCCCAGUCGAGCCCCUUCGCGACGGACGAGCAUGGCGCAUGCGUCCUCUCCCGUCGCCAAAUCACCCCUGCGACCGAGCCCCCCUGAGUACAUCAAGCCCCCGCCCACCGCAAAUACGGUUGCUCGCGAAUACUUCAAGACGGAGCUGGGUGUGCACCACUCUCCGACUUCUACCCGUGCCACCGAGGCUCUGGUCAUACUGCACGAUGCCUGCUACGGACACCGCUUCUCCCGCCCCAAGACUUCCCGAGCUGCCCUCAGCACCAUCGUCGAGCGACCCGAGCGAAUCAAGGCCGGUGUGUUGGGAGUGGCCAUGGCCUACGUACGGCUUGGUGAACGACAUUGCGAUGGCGCAUACGCAGUGCAUCCGAGUCUGGACCCGUCGUCGAUCCCAAACAUACCGUUCCGCAUUCAUAAGACCGAUCGGAGACUACCCCUGACGUCGCCGGCCGUCACAAACGUACAUGGCACCAAGUGGAUGGAGGAGCUCAAGAUGAUGUGCGAUGUGGCCGAGGCAAAAUUGGCAACAGGCGGAAAGGAGCUUCAACGGCCUGAGUUGAACCGGGGCGCAGAGGGACCGCCUGCCAAGUUCCACGAAGGUGACCUCUACCUGUGCUCUGAAUCCCUCGAAGCCUUCGAGGGCGCGCUGGGCGCUGUCUGCGAAGCGGUGGAUCGGGUCUUUACCUCGGGCCCUCGCCGAGCAUUUGUCGCAGUGCGUCCCCCAGGCCAUCACUGCUCGGCCUCGUACCCUUCGGGCUUCUGCUGGAUCAAUAACGUGCAUGUCGGAAUCAUGCACGCCAUUCUCGAGCACGGCUUGACCCACGCGGCUAUUCUCGAUAUCGAUCUCCAUCACGGGGACGGCUCGCAGGCCAUUGCCUGGGCUCACAACACGCGAGGAGUGAAUGCUGCCAAGAACACGGCUGCUUGGAAAAAGGCAUCCAUCGGCUACUUUAGUCUCCAUGACAUCAAUUCGUACCCGUGUGAGAUGGGAGAUGAAGAGAAGGUCAAGAACGCGAGCUUGUGCAUCGAUAAUGCCCACGGCCAGAACAUUUACAAUGUCCACCUGGAAUCGUACGGUUCCGAGAAAGAGUUCUGGGAGCUGUACGAGUCCAGAUACUCCGUCCUCUUGGAGAAGACGCGCAAGCACCUAAAAACCCAAGCAGCUCGCCUGCGCUCCCUCAAUCUGCCCCCGAAAGCGGCCAUCUUCUUAUCGGCAGGAUUCGAUGCCAGUGAAUGGGAGACCAAAGGUAUGCAGCGUCAUAACGUAAACGUUCCUACCGAGUUCUACGCCCGCAUCGCGCAAGACGUUGUCAAAAUCGCCGCCGAGGAAGGCCUGGGAGUCGACGGCCGGGUGAUCAGCGUGCUCGAAGGCGGCUACAGCGACCGCGCCCUGUACUCUGGCAUUUUCAGUCAUUUGAGCGGACUGUCAGGAGAUCAAACACCAGCAGAGCCGAGUCGGGGUCGUGCUUCACUCGGACACGAGAUGGGACAGAAGGAUGCGGCGGUUCCUGAGGGCCAAAGCAUUGCUCGGACCCCUGCUACCCCAGUUUCCCUGCAUCCUUACAACCCGUCUUGGUGGUCUGCCUCUGAACUGGAUGAGCUUGAGGUAGUAAUGGGCAACCGGCCACCGAGCCCAAAGAUGGUACGGCACUCAACGCCACCCACUUACUCUACCCCCACACAGGCGUCGAUCGGUAAGGCCGUGGACCCAGCCAGGAUGAGACGUAUGGCGUCCGGUCUAUCGAACGGAAUCCCUUAUUCUCGACCGCCGACGCCGCCUCCUCCAGACGUUCACUGGACUGUUGCGGCUCACGAGCUGAGCAGGUUACUCAUCCCUUCGGACCGCCAGGUCGACAGCUGCAAGCCUGAGGACUUGAACGCAGAAGCGACUAGGGCUCGGAGGGACCGCCAGUCCAUGCUGAACCCCGAUCUCGUACCACCAGCGCCAGCGCCGGCUCCUGCCCCAGCUCCAGUCAGCAGACCGACCUCGCGGAUGUCGCUGCGAGAACGCAAGCCGGCGAGGCCGGGCAUGUACGUUGAGGUCGACGAGGAUGGUGACAAGCAGUCCAAGAACAGACGGAGAACAGUGGCGGGGCCCCCAGCGCUCUCCUCAGACAAGGCUACAGCUCGAGGCGUUCCGUCUGAUCCCAACGGAUCAGCCAAACUACCAGGUCGACGCCUUAGUGGAGUGUCGUCGGCGGCUUCGAAUACUCCGGAGACGGAGCAGGGAGGCACUAACGUUGCAGGCCCUCGACCGGAUACUGCUAUGAGUGCCCGGCCAGAUUCGGUCAUGAGUAUUAGGACCCAGGCCGGGACAUCUCUUACUGUGAAGAAAACAAGGGCACCUGCUGCGAAAAAGGAGGCUCCCAAGACAACGAGGACAGUGAAGAAGCCGUUGGCACCAGCAAAACCGCCUCCGCCGCAGGGCCAGCCGUCUCAGGCCCCUCAAAGGAAACCGAGCCCGGCCAUCGCGUCGGAGGACGACAUGGACAAACUAACGGCUGGGAUGAAGAAGAUCAAGAUCAACUUGAUCACGAAGAAACAGAAGGAAGAGCGCGCCAAGACAGCGCAGUCCGCGCAAGCGAACGCGGUAACGCCGCCUGCGGUCGAACAGGCAAACCCGACUGCCCCCUCACCAGUGGCACCUCCAGUCGUCACUCCUCCGCAGGACGAGGCCUUUGCCACGCCUCCAACGCAACCCCCCGUGUUCGAUAACCCAUCGCCGCCGCCGCCGCCGCCUGCUCCGGCAGCUCCGGCAGGCCGGUCUGAAGUAUCAACGCCGGUUACGGAGCAGACAUCUGUGGCCGCUACCCCUGACCCUCGUCAGUUGGAGCUCCCUGCCAGUUCGCCAGUCACGUCGCCGGCGGUAACAACGCCCUCAGGCUCAGACGUAUUCGUCAACUACCAACCCGCGGGCCCGGCCCCCGUGUCUGUGGCGCCGCAAGAACCCCUGACGUGGCUGCCGCCCAACACCAAUACGCCGAUCAAGACUUCUCCGUCCAGGCCGACGCCUGCCAAACUGUCGCCAGCCAAGCCGUCGCCGGCCAAGAAGUCGCCGGCCAGGAUGAUGCGGGCAGACCUGCCGGUGUUUUCAUCAACUUCGGCAAUUCCUUUUGCACCGCAGGGGCUUGACGGCACGCCCGAGGUCAAACAGGAGCGAGCCGUGAAGGCGGAUCCGACAAAGAGGGAGAAGUCGAUCUGGGAAAUUCCUGAGACACCGCAGAAGUGA